Anoplopoma fimbria (sablefish) is the source of this 5490-nucleotide messenger RNA. RefSeq names its product complement C4-B-like. The coding region runs from base 48 to 5180 and encodes 1710 amino acids. Gene Ontology annotation, molecular function: protein binding; endopeptidase inhibitor activity. Gene Ontology annotation, biological process: complement activation. The record is from RefSeq and is a predicted model, not a curated record. Gene Ontology annotation, cellular component: extracellular region. NCBI's taxonomy places the organism in Eukaryota, Metazoa, Chordata, Actinopteri, Perciformes, Anoplopomatidae. The transcript is spliced from 41 exons.
UAACCAAAAGCCUGUGUCAGAGCAGGCAAAGGAAUAGAAGCUGCACAAUGGAGUGCUACAUCUUUUCCAUACUGUUCCUGAUCUUGACUAUGGAGUGUUCAGCGAGCAACGGAUUCUUCAUCUCAGCCCCCAAUGUGUUUCAUUUGGGUGUUAAUGAGAAAGUGUUUGUCCAGAUGGGAAACUCUUAUCUUAAUAAUCCUGUGACUCUUUACCUGGAGCAUGAGACUACCAAUACUCUUGUGUCUGGGAGGAAAACCACUCAGUGUACUACGGAAGGGGAGAUCAAAACAGUUGAGCUCAUGAUAGACAGGGACAUUAUGUCAAGAUUUCCUCGACAUUUGAAACUGCGCUACCUUCUGCUGGUGGCAGAGAGCCCUUCCUUCGGUAUCAGGAAGAAAACAAGAGUUCUGGUGUCAAAACACAGGGGCUAUAUCUUCAUUCAGACUGAUCAGCCUAUCUACAACCCAACACAGAAAGUUGGGUACAGGGUUUUCACUCUUGACCACACAUUGAGGCCUCAUGAAGAAGUGUUCCAGAUAGAAGUAUAUAAUGCUGAUGGAAAUAGAGUAAUGAAGUCCCUAAAGACUGCCAAGGGAGGAAUAUUCCAAAGUACAUUCCCCAUACCUGAUGUGUCAAAAAUGGGAACAUGGAAGAUUACAGCUCACUAUGACGAUGAUGAAGCAAAUGCUGCUUCCCGAGAGUUCAAAGUCCAGAAAUUUGUUUUACCGAGUUUUGAGGUGAACAUUGCAAUGGAGCAGAGCUAUAUUUUGUUGGAGGCAGAACAGUUCGACUUCUCCAUCUUAGCAAGGUAUUCACAUGGCGAGAAAGUUAAAGGGGCUUACCACUGCCAAUUUGGAGUGGUGAAAAAAAAAAUUAAAGCCAAUGGCCAGAAAAUGAAACCUGAGUUUAUCAAAGGACUGGAGUUAACUGGUUCGGUCAACGAUGGAGCUGCAGAAGCUUCUCUCCAGAUUGCAGACUUAAAUGAGCGCCUCCAAAAACAGCAGAACAAAAACCUCUCAGAGUUACAGCAGAGUGGAGCACAACUCUACUUGAGAGUAUUUGUUACCAACAUACAAAGUGGUGAAAUACAAGAGGCAGAAGUUUACCUUCCUAUUAUCUCCCAAAAAUACACCAUGGAUCUCUCUCGAACUCGCUCAUAUUUCCUUCCUGGAUAUCCGCUUGAUGUGGUGGUUAUCGUGCGUCUCCCAAAUGGGUCCCCAGCAGCUGGUGUGCCAGUAAAGAUUGAUGUACCAACUUCUUCAGAGGAAUCUUGGCAAGGCACAACCAACCAAGAGGGGGCGGUGUUUCCUGUCUUUAAUAUUCGAACUGAAGCUCAGAUGAUUGUUGAAGUGUCUGCAGAUGGCCAGCUACAAAGGAAAGUAAUUCAGCCUGCUUCAUCUCCAAGUAACAGCUACCUUUACAUAAGUUUUACCAACAAGAUGUACUCUGUGGACGAGUUACUAACAGUAACUUACAACACCAUCAGUGGCCAAAAACAAGGGUUUAUAUACUACAUGGUCUUAAGCCGGGGGAUCCUAAUAAAACAGGGCUCUCUCGUAUUGGGUACUUCAGUCAAAGACAACCUGCAAAUAACAUCUGAUAUGGUGCCAUCCUUCCGUCUGAUUGGCUACUACUACAACGAGCAUGGUGACAUCAUUGCGGACUCGGUGUGGGUAGAUGUCAGGGAUGAAUGUGAGAUAAAAGUCAAGGUAGAACAAAAAGGACCGUCCAUACCUGGAGAACAGUCUGAGCUAGAAUUUGAUUUAUAUGGUCAGAAAGCCAGAGUGGCUUUGCUGGCUGUAGAUAAGGCCAUCUACGCUCUCAAUGCAGAUAAUAAACUCACAGCCAAACAGGUGUUUUCCUCUAUGCAGUCAUAUGACCUUGGUUGCUCAUACAGCGGAGGAUCUGACCCUGCAUCUGUACUAACAGAUGCUGGCCUGUCAUUUGUAUCUCAGUCCCAGGCAAAUUGGAAAAAGUACGUUGGCUGUCGUUCACAAGCUGCACGACAAAGGCGUGCAGUGGACCUUCAACAGGAAAUGUUGACCUUAAAAUCAAACUUUUCCAAUGAACAAUUGCAAGAUUGUUGUCUUCGCGGGUUUUCUCUCAUCCCUAUGAGACGAACCUGUCAGGAAAGAGUGAAGAGAGUCUCUCUGGUGGAGGAAAAUACUGCAUGUGCAGAUGCUUUUUUAUUAUGCUGCCUUGAAGGAGAGCGUCUGAGACAAAAAAGGAUACAAGAGGACGCCCAGAAAGGACUUGGCAGGACUGCAGACCUAACUGACAUUGAUCAAUUCUUCGGGGACCCUGCUGCUCAGUACAUUCGACGAUUUUUUCCCCCAAGCUUUGCAUUCACAGAAUUUGAUGUCAAUGGGAAACAAACGUAUCCUUUGACUCUACCUGAUUCCAUCACCACAUGGGAGAUUCAGGUCGUCACUUUAUCUGCAGCCUCUGGUUUCUGUGUAGUUAAGCCUACGGAGGUCAGAGCAUUUAAGAGGGCGUUUGUUUCUCUGCGACUGCCUUACUCAGUGAAGAAACAUGAGCAACUAUCGAUUUCGCCUGUUAUCUACAACUAUGGCGAUAACAUCCUAAAGGUAGCAGUUCAUAUGGAACAAACUGAAGGCCUUUGCUCCCCCGGCUCAGCUACCAGUACAGCUUUUGUGAACAUUACUGUGGAGAAGGAGUCUUCCCAGUUUGUCUCCUUUUCUGCUGUCCCCAUGGUAACCGGCUUAAUACCCAUCAAGAUACGUCUCUAUGACAUAGAGAAUGAGAUGGGAAUAGAUGCAAUUGAAAAGACUUUGAAUGUGUUGACAGAAGGACUAGAAAAGAGAGAACAAGAAACCCACGUGAUUAAAUUAGAUGGGAGAAUCUCAAAAACUUUUAAUAUUAGCGGACUUUUACCAGAUAACAUAGUCCCCGACUCCACCUCCAAUAUUUUCAUUUCAGUGGAAGGGGAUGGAUUUGGCAGGUCACAUGCAAAGAACCUUCUCUCUCCUGAGAAGGUUGCUGGACUGAUCGUAUUGCCUAUAGGAUGUUUAGAACAGACAAUGGUAGGGCUAGCCCCUACAUUGUCAGCCCUCCGCUACCUUGACUUGAGUGAUCAAUGGUUCAACCUGCCUGCUGGUACCAGAGAUGAUGCCCUUGAUAAAAUCGAGACAGGUUAUAUGAGGAUUUUAUCAUACAAGAAACCCAACGGUUCUUAUGGACCAUGGUCUUCAGUGAAAUCUAGUAAUUGGGUGACAGCCCUAACAGUGAAAGUGCUAUCGCUGGUGGCGGAGCGUCAGACAGCGGCUUUUGGACAGCAGGGCAGAACGGUUAGGGUUGCACCAGAACAACAGAUCAGGCACUCAGUCAGUUACUUGCUCUCAGUACCGAAGACUGAUGGGUCAUUCGUUGACCGACAUCCAGUACUACACAGAGGAGUUCUGCAGAAAGGCAAAGACCAUGAUGCAUCUAUGACAUCGUUCAUAAUUCUUGCACUGCACCGGUCGCUUCAAUUCCUGCACUCCGAAUUGAGAAGUAAUGCGGAAGCAAGCAUUGCCAGAUCAACAACAUAUCUCCUGUCGCACCUUGAGGAGCUUCAGCAUCCCUAUGCUGUUGCCAUUACAGUCUACUGCCUCGCAGUUUGCCUGCCAAAGGGAAGAGAUCAUUCAUCUGCCUGGACAAAACUUCAAACACUGGCUACUGAAGGGACAAAUGGCUGUUAUCUGUGGACAGCGAAUGCAAACCCACAGCAUCAAGCGCAUGUAGAAGCCAUCACAAUAGAGACUACAGCCUAUGCCCUCCUAGCGGCAGUGGAACUUGGGCAUACCAAGUGGGCAGACCAAGCAGCCUGCUGGUUGACCUCCCAAGAAAACUAUUUUGGAGGCUACAGAUCAACACAGGAUACCAUCAUGGCCUUGGAAGCCCUGGCAGAGUAUGAGCUAAAGAGGUUCGCCAGAUCUGAAGUAAAUCUAAUAGCAGAGUUCUCAGUCCAAGGAAAGCAAGACAUUGUAAAACUUGCAUUGGUAAAUGGGAAGGAAAAGGUGGAAACGGACCUUAAGAAAUUUUCAGGGAACACCAUUAUGGUGCAAUUGACAGGAAAUGGCGAAACCAAGCUUAAAAUCGUAAAGGCUUACCAAUUGCUGGACCCCAAGGACGAUUGUGACCAAGUGUCAAUCAGCGUCACAGUGGAGGGGAAAGUGAAAUACAACGCUGAGAUCAUAAAAAACUAUGAAUACUACGAUGACUACUAUAACGAGGAAAAAGAUGUGCGUGUGCCACGAUCAGCAAUCGAGUGGUUUGAUGCUCGCACCCGAAACAGGAGAGAACUGGAUAACAACGUAAAUUCAGACGAGGCUGUCACCUACAGAAUCUGUGUCAGUCGAAGCCUGAACAGCAAUCUCACAGGAAUGGCUAUUGCUGACAUCACACUUCUAAGUGGAUUUGAGGCUGAAACUCAGGACCUGGACAUGCUACGAGAGAAACCUGAGCAAUACAUUUCCCAUUAUGAGGUCUCCUAUGGAAGAGUGCUGCUCUACUUCAAUGAGCUCUUUGAAACAGAGGAAUGUAUUAGUUUUGAUGCAAAACAGAGAGUACCAAUUGGUCUUCUACAGCCUGCACCAGCUGUGUUCUAUGAUUACUAUGAACCAGACAGAAAGUGUACUGUGUUCUACUCCGCCCCCCAAAGAAGCAAGAUGGUCUCCAAACUGUGCUCAAAGGAUGUGUGCCAAUGUGCAGAAAGGCCCUGUCAUAAAAUACAAAAUACAUUCCGAUCAGAAAGUAGUCAGGGAAUCACAAAGAAUGACCGCUUGCAACAUGCUUGCUUCUUCCCUACAGUAGAUUACGCAUACAUGGUUGAAGUCCUCAAUGUUUCCAUGAAGAGUAACUUUGAGCUGUACACAAUGAAUGUAAACGAGGUACUCAGAUCACAUGGAGAUUUCCCUGUGAAUGAGAAUUCCAUUCGAGUGUUUGCUAAGAGGCGUCAGUGUAAAGGCCAGUUAGACGUGGGAAAACAGUAUCUCAUCAUGGGCAAAGAUGGCUCCACAACAGACUCAAAUGGAAUGAUUCAGUAUCUGUUGGAGUCAAACACCUGGGUUGAAAGAAAGCCUUCAGAAGAACAAUGUAAAAAAUCUGCACACAAAAAUACCUGCAAAGCGUUUAAAGCGUUUACAGAUGAGUACAAGAUAGAUGGCUGCGUACAGUGAAACGGAAAAAUCAUUUUAAUUAAACUUUCAUUUUCUGUUUAGUGUUACUCAGUACAGUUAUUUCCCAUGGGUUGCACAGUCAGCAUGGAUGUUUAGAGCUCUUUUUUAAACCGUUUGUAAUCAUGAAAGCAUUAAUAAGAACAUACAUACGUACUGAGACAUCAUUGCUUGCUAGAUAGUAGGUGAAUGAUUGACUCCACUGUAGUAUCAUUUUAAAAUGUACUACACUUACAAUGUAACCAUUAAUCAUUUCUUUAUGUCCAAUACAGCUACCAGUGUUUAAAUAAAAAACACCUCUUAAUAUUUGCAA